AGCCAUUUUGGCUCAAGCCGCGAUAAGGGCGAGCAGAUUUCCGAUCUACAGCUUCUGGUCAGGUUAGCGCUUCCCCACCAGUUGUCCUGCACGCGAUGACGUCCACCGAUGAGCUCAAGGCGCUGAAGCAGAACAUGUCGCCGAUCGUCGCCUGCUGCUGCUACGAGCUGUCCUGCACCGCCAGCGAGGUGAUGAAUCCGCCGCUUAUGGGCUCCUUCAAAGUCUGCUGCUGCGCGGGAUCUAUCGCGCUCGAGUGCUGCUGCAUCAGCUGCGAGCCCGACCCCUGCUGGUCCGAGGAGCGCGGCUGCUGCGAGAUCGCGUCCAAGAUGCUCUGCUGCUACACGGAGACGCAGUUCCCCCCCGGCAAGGACAUCGGAUGCGGCUGCUGCGGCGUUGCAUUCUGCCGCACGAGCGAUGACGCGCCUCCGGCCGAGGAGUGAGGAGCCUCGGCUCGGGGCGCCUGUUGUGCGCGCGAAUAGUUUGAUGCGUCGGUGUAAUCUCGUCCGGCGCUUCCCCGUCAAGAGCACGAAAUGAUUCGCAAAGACGAGUUGCUUGCAGUUGCCGUGCGGGUGUUGGCCUCUUCUGAACUCCUUGUCCGCAGCAAAGAUGCCUGUCUGCGAGAAAACAAAGAGCACCGAGAGCGCCCGAACAUGCCAAAAUCUUGUC
Molecule: messenger RNA, 666 nt
Organism: Prorocentrum cordatum
Lineage: Eukaryota; Dinophyceae; Prorocentrales; Prorocentraceae
Source: the annotation of a GenBank genome assembly